AUGGGGUCCGGUGCUCUCUUGGAGGUAGACGAGACGUUUUACGACAAGCAUAUGAAUAUCAACGUCAAAGGACCCUUCUUCCUAACCAAACUUGCCGCUCCAUUGCUUCCUGAAGGGAGUGGGCGCGUUAUCUUCUUUUCAACGUCGCUGACCCACCAGGAUACUGUUCGUCCCAAUAAUAUCGUCUACGUAGCGACGAAGGGGGCCAUAGAACAAAUCACUCGUACGCUCGCUAAGGAUUUGGGCGCUAAGGGUAUCACGGUUAACUGUGUGAACCCCGGUCCGACCGAUACACCUCUUUUCCGUACCGGCAGGCCGGAGGAGCAAAUUCAGCACAUCGCUGAUCUCGCUCCCGAGAGACGCCUGGGCCGCCCGGACGAUAUCAGCCCCGUUGUAGCUUUCUUAGCUUCGGAUGGGGCGCGCUGGGUGAAUGGUCAGAUCAUUCUUCUGAACGGGGGAUUUGUUGUAUGA
Peniophora sp. CBMAI 1063 is the source of this 471-nucleotide messenger RNA. The record is from the annotation of a GenBank genome assembly. NCBI's taxonomy places the organism in Eukaryota, Fungi, Basidiomycota, Agaricomycetes, Russulales, Peniophoraceae.